CCGAUGUAUUUUACUUUUUUACUACUUUCUGGCUUUCCAAUAACCAAUGGACAUGGUUGGUGGAAGAGCCCAGAAAAUGGACCAACAUGUUUAAAGGGUACAUGUGGAGAAUUCGAUACCACAUGUGAAUGUUCUUUUACCAUAGAACAUGGUUUAACAAUGAUGACUUCUCACCCUGAUCCAUUUUUAGUUUGGCCAAAAGGAGGAAAUCUUUAUAAAUAUGAUGAUAAAACAGCAGAACACCCACUGCCACAGGAGGUUACGAAAGAUGUUAUAACUGCUGAUGGAUAUGGAUCGCGUCUCGUUAUCCUUAUCAAUGGAAAAUUUCCUGGUCCUCUAAUAGAAGCGUAUGAAAAUCAAACGAUGAUCAUACAUGUCCGCAACCUUAUGCACACAGACUCGACAACUGUCCAUUGGCAUGGUCAACAUCAACGAGGAACUGUCCAUUACGAUGGAGUUGGGUUUGUUACGCAAUGUCCAAUACCACCAGGACAAUCGUUUACGCACAAGUUUCAGACAUACCCCCACGGUUCUUUCUUUUACCACGCCCAUAUUGGGGAUCAAAGAAGCAUGGGGUUGUAUGGAGGAUUAGUUAUUUACCCACGACAAAAGCUGUCCCAACCACAGGAAGGUUUUUCACUUCUUUUACAGGAUUGGAAUCACAGUGACGAUCCUGAAGCAAUUUACCAAAGAAUGUUAAAGGGGGUAUAUGAUCUUUCAACCCUUACCAAAAUAAACACUUCACAAGCAGUUGAUGGCGCAAACUUUAGUCGAUUUCAUUUCCAUUCGGGGAUUUUUAAUGGAAAAGGCCGCUUUUAUUCAACAUUGAAUUCAAAUAAUGAAGCUCCUUUAGUAAAAUUCGAAGUUGAAUCUAAUAAGCUCUAUCGUUUUCGAAUAAUAAGUGCAGCAACAUUGUACCCUUUUCGUGUGUUUGUUGAAGGGCAUCCAGAACUGAUUCUGAAAGCGUCCGAUGGAUAUGAAAUCCAAGGAGGUUAUGGUAAUGAAUCAAAAGAAAUAGUGGUUGAGUCAUUCAUAAUUCACCCUGGGGAACGAUAUGAUUUCAUAUUGAAAACUAAUCAAAGUCCAGGAACCUACCUGUUGGUUGCAGAAAGCAUUGAAGUAAUUCCAGCUUCUCUUAAUGAAUAUCGAGCAGUUGAGGCUAUUAUCCAUUAUAAAAAUUCAUCUUUCACAUACCCGACAAAAGCUUUGCCUAACCCUUGCUCAAAGGAAAAACCAUGUACAACAUUCAACUGUCCAUUCCGAUAUUAUCCUGCUGAAUCAAACAGAGAAUGUAUCACGUAUGAUAAUGUUUUUGGAAAUGAAACAACAUCAAAUUUCAACGACGUUACUGAAGUAUACGAAACACUCUUUUUCAAUUUUGCCUUUCCUGGAGAACCAGGAAAUACCCCUGGGUCAAUAAAUGGACAUCAGUUUGAAGUACCAGAAUAUCCUAUUAUUUCUGGUGUAAGUUAUAGCUCUGUCUGUAACCCAUCAAAGUGUACAGAUGAUUCUAUCUGCACUUGUACAUAUACUACAGAUCUCGUCAAAGACAAAGUUUAUCAGUUUGUUCUAACUAACAUUGGAAAUGGUCGUGGAUGGUCACAUCCAGUGCAUCUUCAUGGACACUAUUUUUACGUAUUGAAAAUGGGCUUUGGUACUUACGAUAAUGUUACAGCAAAAUUCAUUUCAGAAACAGAUGACAUUGAAUGUUUUGGUACAAAGGGUUAUUGCAAUUCAGCCUCAUGGAAAAAUGAUUCCUGGGAUCUUAAUGCUUCAUCUAUCACGGGUCUCCUAACAACAUUUCCAGCAAAGAAGGACACAAUUAUUGUACCGACUGGUGGAUAUGUAGUGAUUCGAUUGAAAGCCGAUAACCCCGGGGCAUGGUUCUUUCACUGUCAUAUUGAUCUUCACAAUACUAAUGGGAUGGCUAUGGUUUUAUUGGAAGCUAAAGAUGACUAUCCGGAGAAACCUGACAAUUUUCAAUCCUGUUGGCACGUUGAUAUCAAAACGAACACAGAUCAAAACCAGAAGAAUGUGCCAAUUGGCCUCAUUGUAGCCCUUAUAAUUUCUUUGAUAGCGUUAAGUGUGUGGUCAUCCCUGCUCUGUGAUUGGCAUCUCUUAGCAGCAAGUGUGCGGACAUCCCUGCUUGUUGCUGCGCAAGAUCAGGUGUGCGGACAUCCCUGCCUGCAUCUUGUGAUAGAGCAUUGGUGUGCGGACAUCCCUGCCAGUGUCUCUAGGCUAGAACCGUAUUAG
Molecule: messenger RNA, 2253 nt
Organism: Saccostrea cuccullata (small rock oyster)
Lineage: Eukaryota; Metazoa; Mollusca; Bivalvia; Ostreida; Ostreidae
Exons: 3
Coding region: 4-2253 (749 amino acids)
Molecular function (GO): oxidoreductase activity; copper ion binding
Source: RefSeq, a predicted model, not a curated record